AUGAAGCCUCGGUCUAUACUCAGCUUGCUUUGCCUUACGCAAACCAUCUCAGCGUCUGAACCAUCCUUUGACCAUGAGAAUGGCUUGCCAGCAACAUGGUGCUUCACUUACCUAUCGACUUACCUGGAGCCUACUAGUAUAGCUGCUGGCUCAACAGGACUGGAGACGGCACUGAACUCAACUUCAAUCGCCAACGCACCUUUGUCAACGGGAACAACCAUUGGGCUUUCCACAAAUCCUACACUUGGGGCUUCCGCAACGCCGAGCUUUUCUCUCGGCACCUCCCUCCCGGCUACGGAACAGAUUGGUGCGCCGGAAACGACCCCGUUGACAAUAUCCACUUCGUCUCUACAACUGUCUUCGUUGUCGGUUGCCGCAUCUGAUACUUCGUUGACUUCACUCACCACAACUUCUUCCGCCAGUCUGACCUCCAGCAGACUCGCCUCGCCCACUGCUACUAGCUCCGGAUCAUCUACGUCGAUAUCCGCGCAAGCUGCUGAGACUGUGAUCUUCUUCGUUGCUCCAGGCUCAACUUCGACUGUGAGACGAAACCUGAAGAAGAGGGUGAUGGGUGGUUUCGUGAACCACAACACCAACGCAGAUCGUCAGCUAUGCAACACCGCAACCGUGUUUUCCUUGGUCGCUGGCGAAUUACUAGAUGGCGGCGUACCAGUGUAUUACUCUCCAGGUGAUAGCCAUAAACCUCUCAAUGCUAUGGGGACGCGACCGAACAACGCCAUUACAACAACAUUCGACGUCUUUGAUGGGGUUCUUCGAUUCUACCAUCCAUCUCUCCCUGAUAGUCAGGCAAGCUUCUGUCAAGAUGCUACUGGACAGGUCCAUGUCACCUUUACGUCCCGACCGCCUGAUUGUGAUCCAGUUUCUCUCUUAGCAUAUGGAGUCGACUUGUGUCAAAACGGCCAAAUACAACUUCCCGGCUUGCCUAGUCAGAGUACCUCGACAUCGACUACAGCAAGUGCAACUUCGUUGGAAGUCUUGACCAGCACCACAAGUCGUUCUACCGCAAGUGUUACAAGCGGCUUAUUGCAAGACACUUCUAUAUUUUCCCGCACUAUGUCAACAGUUUCUAGCGUCUCCGAGUCGCUCAUAUCAUCGAAUUCUGGUCCAAGUAUCUUAUCAUUCAUAACAUUACCGACACGCGAUCCUGAAACUCAUAUCCUUCCAUCACCGAUUCCUCUAACAUUGUCAUCGCCUUCAUUAUCUCCAUCAUUCUCGUCAUCCAUGUUGUCUUCGCCGUCUCCAGCGGCCUCAUUAUCGCCCUCGUUAUCGCCCUCACCGCCAUCAACCACAACCUUCUUCACUCAGACUUCCACAAGGACAGACUCAACAUCUUCCACCUCGGCACGCUUCUCAAAUUCGACAAGUGUUGAGGCAUCAACAAUUUCGGCGAGCAUUUUCGACGCUUCUUCAAGCAUCUCGUCCUCGCUCACAACCAGUCUGUCCUCCAGCUCAUCCAUCAUAACUCCAACCUCGUCAACGACCUCCAGCUCAAGUUCUUCGCUCAGCAGCUCAAGCACAUCUGCUACGCCCAUAUGUACACCUGGCGUCGAGUUCGCCGCCUACGUCUUUCCUCGAACUUCCGAGCCUUGUCAAGAGCUCCUGCGCGUGUACUCUGAUUCGACCAAAAGCGCAAGAGAUCUGAACUUGACUACAGUCAUGCAAGGCAGAACUCCUCUUGGCACAGGCUUUACUCCGCUCGUCUCAUGGAGGACGAGCCCGAGUGACGAAACAGGUCCCACAAACAUCUAUGGAGUACGUGGCCCGGCGAACACGACGUGGAGCAAUUCGUGUGAUUUGAUCCAACACCGAGGCUACCUAAAGUUCAACGAAGCAAAGAUCUGGUUUCUGACAAUCGAUGUGCCUGAUGAUUUCGGGUUUGUUUGGUUUUAUGGUACAUUCUCGUCAACUGUGCCCGGAGCUUACGGUGCCAGUGCCGGUCAGAUCACGGCAGACUACUCCCGUCGAGCUAGGGUGACUGCUGCAAACGUCCUUGUACGUGACUCUGAGAUAUACGUGCCUUUUCGCGCAUUGUUCCUCAACUCUGGCGGUCCCGGUAGCCUCAACAUGCCACUGCCGCCCGGCGUACAAUUCGUAUCGGGUUGUUCCGACACGCCUGCUACUCCCGCUUUCCCUCAGUGGGAAACGGAGAAGUGGACUCCGUAA
This is a messenger RNA of Colletotrichum costaricense, 2184 nucleotides long. RefSeq lists its product as uncharacterized. The coding region runs from base 1 to 2184 and encodes 727 amino acids. The transcript is spliced from 2 exons. The record is from RefSeq and is a predicted model, not a curated record. NCBI's taxonomy places the organism in Eukaryota, Fungi, Ascomycota, Sordariomycetes, Glomerellales, Glomerellaceae.